AUGGCGACACAGACAGACAGAAUUAACGAGGACGAAGGAAAGAGCGUGGGCCAACACCUUGAGUCUACUGGCGAGAACACCAAGGCUGGAGAGGUCGCACUAAAAUCACAGGCUGAUGACCUGGGCAUCUGGGCAACGGUCAAAAGAUUCCCGAAGGCCGUCUUGGUGUGCAAUUUGCUGUGCAUCGCUGCAGCUGCAGAUGGUUAUCAGAUUAACUUGAACGGUGCCAUUCAGGCCACGCUUCCCAUCUAUGUAAUGGAGUGGUCCCCCGUUAACAUCCGCGGUGCCAUGAUCGUCACCUAUGGGUUCUGGAACGUUAUUGAAAUGUUUCUUGCUAAUCUGGUCCUCAUGCCGGUGCAAAGCACCAACCCUAAUAAUUACAAGAUCCCUAUCGUGACGCAGUGGGAAUUCCUGGGAAUCAUGUUACCCAUCUUCCUUUGGCUGCUUGAGACGCCUGCCUACUAUGCCGAGCGCGACAUGGACGAGCUAGGUAAAAAGACGCUCAAACGUGUCAAUGGAUCCGUCAAGGAUGACAACGUGGAAACCGAAUCCUACCUUGAGUGCUUCCAGCGUACCAAUGUCCGUCGCACGAUUGGGGCCGCCUUGCCGGGCUGUGCUCAGCAGUUGGCCGUUUUAUCUUUUCUCAACACCUAUGCUAGUCUAUUUUUCAAACAGAGCGGAUUUGAUAAUGCAUUCCUCAUUACCACCAUCAUGUGUUCGAUCCAGCUUUUCACUGCCCUGUGCUUGAUGCUUCUCACAGAUAGCUUCGGUCGCCGAAACAUGGUUUUUGUCUCUGUCAUCAUCUGCACCGUCACGCUCUUGCUAGUUGGUAUAUUGGCAUUUGUAGCCAAGACAGCUGGGGUCAAGGCGUUCCUCGUCAUUGUCGCAUGUGUCUGGGCUUUCGCCAACAGCACUGUUGGCAGCUUAGGAUUCGCAUUCGUCGGGGAGGUCUCCUCUCAAAAGCUGCGAGCCAGAACCGCAGGUGUAGCUACCGGGUGA
Molecule: messenger RNA, 999 nt
Organism: Aspergillus affinis
Lineage: Eukaryota; Fungi; Ascomycota; Eurotiomycetes; Eurotiales; Aspergillaceae
Exons: 6
Coding region: 1-999 (332 amino acids)
Biological process (GO): carbohydrate transport; transmembrane transport
Cellular component (GO): membrane
Molecular function (GO): carbohydrate:proton symporter activity
Source: RefSeq, a predicted model, not a curated record